This is a messenger RNA of Chrysemys picta bellii (western painted turtle), 1714 nucleotides long. The record is from RefSeq and is a predicted model, not a curated record. NCBI's taxonomy places the organism in Eukaryota, Metazoa, Chordata, Testudines, Emydidae.
CAACACAGCACUGAAAAUACCCAUAAUGUGCAUAGUGUUGCUGGUCUAGCACUGCAUGAGAAACAGACAUUCUCAGACAUCUUGGCUUCUGUGCCCCCAAGAUGUGUCUUUGGGGAGAUACCAAAAAAACGCAUGUCUGUUGUGAAUUAUUGCUUCUGCAGGGUUUAUGGCAUAAAAGGCAUGUGCUGUUCUGAGACUGUGGUACUUCAGGCAGACAACGUGAUCAUGAGCAAGUGGCCGUCUCCUCUGUGUUUGCUGACUAGCUGACUAUCGUUAAUUGCUUGUGAUAUUUGCAUUUUUUAAUAAUUACCACUGAGAAACAUGUUUGGUUUGGAACAAGAUUCAACAUGUGCAUUCCACUCUGAGCACAGGACCUGACCCGGCAGGUUGCACCCUGGCUGACAGACAAGCGGAGGUGAGAGCAGAAAGCUGCCUGGGUGUCAGUACAUGAGGAAGUAUAUCGGCAAUCGGUUACUGGCAGGAAGGAGGAAGAGCCUAUUAAUUCUUGAAUCCAUCUGGAAGGGACAAGCCAGACACUGAGAAUCACAACGGCACGGAAACUUGUCUGCAGCCAGCAAAACUGAGAGCAAGGUUUGCUGAAAACUACCUCUUCCCCCGGAGUGGAGGGAUGUUCAGCAGUAACUGACAACUAACGCAGACUCAGGUAGGAUUGCCAAUGCUGUAUUUCAAAAAUAAGGGGCUGUUCUCUUAGUGCCCCUCCCGCUAUUAUUAUUAAUAAUUAAUAAGCAGGACUCACCUACAUUCGCCAGGGGUAUUUCUUGCUGCUUUUUGCAGCACUCAGCAACUCCCAAUCUUGAUGUGCAGAGAUGAAGAAAUAAGGGACGUCUCUUCUCCUAAGGAAUUGUUGGCAACCCUAGAGAGUAAGUAACAAAGUGCAGUGAGCUCUCAAGUCCCACAGCCCCAGGGAAACCCAUUCUGAAAGAGCUGAGGAAAAUUAGAGAGAGACAAAGUGUUGGAAGAGAGGGCCAGAGCCAGCUGCCGAAGAACACAACAGGCAGAACCUCUGGAGGAUUAGCAUCAGCAGCUGUCGUCAUGUUCAGCCACCAUGUUCAGGCCGGGUCCCGGUUCCAGAGGGGCUCUGGGGACAGUCCUGGCGUGUCUGGACCGCUGCGGAGUCGGUUGGAGGAGCUGAAGAAGCUGUGGUGGAGGAAGCCCAUCCCCCUGGUGCUGCAGCACAGUGAGACAGCCAGGCUGGCUGUGGAUGCCUUUCUGGAGCAGGGGGAGCCUGGUUAUCUGCAAGCCAUUGCUGAGGAACAGGAGCUGCCAUUUCUCUCCCCCCUAGACAUGGACUACAUGAGCCAGCAUAGAAGCCAGAGUAUCCUGGAGCCUAAUGCAAGGAAGGGGCAUCAGACCGAGCCCAAAGAGGGAGACUCUGAGGACAGGGCCUCCCUUCUCUCUGAACUAAGCUCUGGUACCUACUUCCCACUCCUGUCUGACAUGCAGCCUCCAGAGCUGGAGCUGGGCUGGCCAGUGAUACCACUUGCCACAGAGUAUGGCCAAACUCAAGCCACUGUGUAUUUCCAGAGAAACAAGGCGAACAGCAUCAAGGAUUUACUCCGGUACCUGAUCAGCAGGGCAAAAAUGGUAUGUACAGAACUCCCCCCAUUUCAAUAGAGCUGGGAUGAAUGCAGGCACACAGGAUGGGGCACAGCUGUAAGGAACUCUGAGUCCUGGCUGCUGUCAUCACUAUUGC